Messenger RNA from Oenanthe melanoleuca, 7174 nucleotides. RefSeq names its product protein phosphatase 1 regulatory subunit 16B (gene PPP1R16B). The coding region runs from base 255 to 1970 and encodes 571 amino acids. The record is from RefSeq and is a predicted model, not a curated record. Gene Ontology annotation, cellular component: cytoplasm. Gene Ontology annotation, molecular function: enzyme inhibitor activity; protein binding; protein phosphatase regulator activity. Gene Ontology annotation, biological process: establishment of endothelial barrier; regulation of sprouting angiogenesis. The transcript is spliced from 11 exons. Lineage: Eukaryota; Metazoa; Chordata; Aves; Passeriformes; Muscicapidae.
GAGCGGGCGGGACCGGAGCGGGGCUGGGGCUGCGCGGCGCCGCUGCCUCGCUGCGCUUCCCUCCGGCUGCUGCUGCGGGGCCGGGCCCGCUGCGCCGAGCGGUUCCCCACAUUCCCACCGGACUCUGCCAUGGGCCCUCCCCAGCUCAGCCUCAGCAUGCUGGUAUAGCAGCAGCUGGCUGCCAUCCAGAGGAGCUGUGGUGGGACAUCCCUUCCACUGGGGCAUCCUCCCUCUCCCCUGUGUGGGCAGAAGCCAUGGAUGCCCACGUGGACCUGCUGACCGAGCUGCAGCUGCUGGACAAGGUGCCCACGCUGGAGAGGCUGCGGGCAGCCCAGAAACGGAGGGCUCAGCAGCUGAAGAAAUGGGCCCAGUAUGAGAAGGAGAUGCAGCACAAGAAGAGGAAGCAUGAAAAGAAGAGAAAUGCUGUGAACAGGAAGAAAGUGUCUUUUGAAGCCAGCGUUGCUCUGCUGGAGGCUUCUCUGAGGAAUGACGUGGAGGAAGUGUGUUACCUGCUGAAGAGCAACAUCAGCCCAGACCUGUGCAACGAGGAUGGACUGACUGCGCUGCACCAGUGCUGCAUAGACAACUAUGAGGACAUAGUCAAGCUCCUCCUCAGCCAUGGGGCCAAUGUCAAUGCCAAGGACAAUGAGCUCUGGACUCCUCUGCAUGCAGCAGCCACGUGUGGUCACAUCAACCUGGUGAAGAUCCUCAUCCAGCAUGGAGCAGACCUGUUGGCAGUCAAUGCAGAUGGCAACAUGCCAUAUGACCUCUGUGAAGAUGAGCCAACCCUGGAUGUCAUUGAGACUUGCAUGGCCUAUCAGGGGAUUACCCAGGAGAGGAUCAAUGAGAUGCGAGCUGCUCCAGAGCAGGUCAUGAUCUGUGACAUUCAUGACAUACUUGCCACUGGACAAGACCUGAACAGGACUGAUGCCCAAGGUGCUACACUGCUGCAUAUAGCUGCAGCCAAUGGUUAUCUGCAUGCAGCUGAAGUGCUUCUUGACCAGGGGGCAAGCCUGGAUGUUAAGGACUGGGAUGGCUGGGAACCUCUGCAUGCUGCUGCUUUCUGGGGACAGAUGCAGAUGGCUGAAUUGCUUGUGUCCCAUGGGGCUAGUUUGAGUGCCAGGACAUCUUUGGAUGAGAUGCCAAUAGAUCUGUGUGAAGAGGAGGAAUUCAAAGUGCUGCUUCUGGAGCUGAAACACAAACACGAUGUGAUCAUGAAGUCUCAGAUGAGGCACAAAUCGUCGCUGAGCCGCAGGACCUCCAGCACGGGCAGCCGGGGGAAGGUGGUGAGGAGGGCCAGCCUUUCGGACCGGACAAACCUGUACAGGAAGGAGUGCGAGAAGGAGGCCAUGGUGUGGCAGCAGCUGGGGGCAGCAGAAGAAGGGAGAAACUCGGGUCUCAUUGGAGAAAUUGGGGAGACUCGGUCUGACCAGGAGAAUACAGACCCUAAUUCAGUGCUGGAGAACUCCUCCCUGCUCCCGGAGCUCGCGAACAAAAGCACGCAGUGCGACACCGAGGUGCCGCUGCAGAACGGACUGAUGGCCUCUGCCAGCCCCUACCAGUACAGCUUCUCCAACGGGGACAUCUGGAGCCUGCACGCUGCCCCCGACAGCAGCCCCGGGCACGCGCUGCCCUACGGCAGCCCCGGGCUGGCCGAGGCCGCGCCCUUCUGGGGCGCCUACAAGGAGCACAACCACCAGACGCUGUCGGAACUGAAGCGGCAGCGAGCUGCAGCCAAGCUCCUGCAGCACCCCUUCCUCAGCACCCACUUCAGCACCGGCAUGGCAGCGGUGGCUGAGGGCGUGGGCGAGGCCAAGUCGCACUUAAUCGAAUCCAGGACUUCUCCCUACAGCUCCAACGGGACCUCGGUGUACUACACAGUGUCCAGUGGCGAUCCGCCCCUCCUGAAAUUCAAAGCUCCCAUGGAGGAAAUGGAAGAGAAGGUGCACGGGUGCUGCAGGAUUUCCUAGUCUGCUCUGUGUCUCACCCCAGAGGAAAUGAGACGUGGGUGGGCUGUUGGAUCUAUCACAGUGGCCAGGUUGUUUGUAUUCCAAAGGGAGAAUUUGGUUAUGGACACCCUGACUGUGGCAGCCUUGUUCAUCUCAAAUUGUACUUUACCCUGCCAAUUACUUCCAAUGCAGCUGGAUGAGUAGUGCAGGUGGAGCAAGGCUCUUAGGAGAGGAAGGGAUGCACAUCAACACGAUGUCAGAAGAGUCUCCUUAGUCUUGCUCCCUGGGGAAGAAGGUAUGGUGUGCUGCCUCCCAUCCUUGGGAAGUCAUGAGAUGCCUUGGAACAAAGAAAGGAUCUGAAUUCAAAUCUUAGUUUCUGAGCCUCUUGCUGUAAGUCACCGAGCAGCUGGAAGGUGACAGUUCAGACCUGUGUUUUCACUCUUAGGUGAUGCACACAUCUUGGAGGGGGGGUCAGCCCCCAUGGGAGGUUUGCAAGAGUGGACAGAGCUGUUUUCCACACAGCUGCAUCCAGCACUUCCCGGGCUGGAGCAACAAAGCAAGCAGAGGUGCUGCACUUAGGAAGUUUGCAAGGUGUUACCUCCUUGCAGUGACAGCUCACCAUCACAAACUGUGCACUGGCUGGGUCCUGUUCUGCUCGUGUCACCUCGUCACUGCAGACUGCCAUCAGGUUUGAAGCAGAACUUUUCCUGGAACAGGCUUCACUCAAUAGGCUUUAAAAGUGAUGUUGCAAUAAAGGGGCCCUGGCAAUAGAAUUUUACUGCAAUAAAAUACUGACAAAGGUCUAUAUUGGGAUAAGUAAUUUAAAAAAACUUAUUUGUACUAUUUAGACUCUUAAUUUGUUAAAACUGAAAAGACUUUUGUUGAUCUCACUUUCCUACUGAUUCUGUUUGUUUACUCUGUAUGCUCAACACAGAUACUAGGGGCAAUAUGCUUUGUGUUCUGAUUUUUUCUGGAUUUCCAGAACCACAGGGCUCAGGAGGGAUGGGAAGGAAAGGCUUGCCAACACUAACUAGGAGCACCAUGAAAGCAUUUCUAAUCCCAUAGAUGUGACAACACUUGCAUUAACCUGCAGUCUUUGGCUGAGAAAUAACUUUAACCAUUGCUGUGGUAGUUGAACACUGCAGCAGGACAGGAGAUGUUUUGUUCUGUUUUCCAGAAGCUGUCAGCAGUGGGUAGCAGCUGGCAGAGGAAUGUUUAAAUGCCUGUGUCUGUGGGAGUUGCCUGACACCAUCAGAACUUAACAAAGGCUCUGUGCUGUGGAGCAGCUGCAGCUCCAGCACUGUGUCUUGGUGUAGUUCAUGUGAGCUCUGACAGCCCACCUGGCAAACACUGGCACGGGGUAACCUGGGCCUUUGGCACUGGCUUUGCAGCAAGUUCAGGCUUUGUGUACCUGGGGAGGUGAAAGGAGAGUGGGACAGCUCUGAGGAACUGGCCACACUUCAGUUGUAUCUGAGAACUGUAAACUUUAACUCCUCUGCACAGAGGGGCUGUCACACACAGAACUGUUUGCCUGCAUGAAUAUGUGUCUUCUUGGGCAGCUUAAAUUCCAAACUCUGAAGACAUAAACCUGUUUGGGUCUCUGUAAGCCAUCAGUGAAUUAAAUCCAGCUCAUGUAGUUGUGCUUCAGCCAAGCUACAGCAAAUGCAGCUUCCACCCAUCUUCCUUUUACCUGGCACCUCUUAGACAUCAGUAUUCCCUUCACAUGUCCUCUUCCUCUGUGGGGAUCCUCACAGCCUUAACUUUUUUCUAGGCUAUAAAAAGUGGUCUAAGGCUGCCAGUGACUGUUAAGUGCUACCCUCUGCCCCCCAUCAAAUCCACCUCUUGCUGGGGCUGGAUACAUUCCCAUACAGGGCUGACAAUUUAAUGGUUUGAUUCUCUUUCCUCACCAGUUUUAGGUGCAGUUGAUCUGGUUCACUUAAAACCCCAGUUCUGCUAAAGGCAGAGUUUGAAGCAUUCAGAGAAGUUGGCCUCCCUCCAUUGUUGAAACUUAUGCUAAUUAUAAGACUGGAAAAUACUUCUUGUGCUUGACCUUAAGGGAUUUUUAAAGUCAUUCUCUAGUAGUAAGAGGAUGAUUUGGUAACUGGAAAGACUUUACUGCAUCUGUGUGUGGUUAACAGUGGAUCUUCUGAUUACCUUAAGUAAAUUAUUCUGGGAUAACACCAAGUGUGGCCUGGCUGUUACAGAACAGGGGAGAUGAUCUUUCAGGUGCCUCUCUUCCCCCAUGGUGGUGAGGUUUGUCUCUUCACAUCCACCCUAAUGAGUUUUCUGAACUCACUCUAACCAAUUUUGGUGCCGCUAUCUACUAGGUUGUAUAUGGUGCAAAAUUUGGGCCCAGAUGUUGCCUUCCCUCCCAGCAAAGGAGGAGUAGGGCCCUUUUCCUUCUCAGAGCAACUUUGUGUGCUAGCAAGUGUAUUGAUCUCUGCCUAAUUCCAAGGAAAUGAAAGGAAGAUCACUGAAUGCAAUAGUGUAAAGUAGUUUAAGGCUUGCUUUCACUGAGAGCUGUUAAUACAUCAAAACUGCAGGAAACCAGUCCAUUUCAGACAAACAGCUUUUUGGCUUCCAUUGGUAUUUCACAUAAGUAAAACUCUGGGAACUCAUCAUCCUAGCUGUGAAGUCUAGUGGUGUCUGAUCAAUUGUAAUCCAUUCUUAAUCAGACAAGAAAGUUAUUAAUGGUAAGAGGCAGGAAUGGAUAAAUCUUGCAGGAUAUGUUUCACAGCCCUGCCAAGUAUUUACCUACCACUGGCUUUGGGCUGAAGUUGCACCAGGGUGUGAGCUGGAAGGCUGCAGAAGAAUGGCCUGGAAUGGAUUCAUGCUUCUGUGUGGUGACAUUUGAGAUGUAAUGGUCACUGCCUGUGGAGCACUGGCAGAGCUGUUAAUUGUAGGUCUGGGAUGAGGAAUUCUGUAAGAUGGAUAAUUAACCUGCUUCUGGUGAACUAUUUUGUGGAGAAUAACAGGCUUUUGGGGGAAUAAAAAACACAUGGAUUCUCUUACACAGGCAUUGUAGCAGCCUACCUCUAGGAAUAACAUUUCUCACUGUAAAAUUUAGCAGUGUUACAACAAUAAUGGGGUUUUGAUAUCUGCAUGUUUUAAAGACCAUCCCAGAAAACUCCCAGGUCCAGAGCAGAGGGCACUUGGAACCUAGAAAUCAUGUUGUGACUGGCAUAUCUUCAUUUAUUAGAGGAGCAUUUGAGGUUUUUAUGAUUUACUGAAUGGUUUUGAGAUCAAUAAAUAUCUAAUUAUAGAUUCAAGGCCAGAUUAGAGUCCCAGUUCAAUUACCAGUGAGCCAAAGGUUGUAGUUGUUCACAGAGACUGCAAAGAUCUGGAAUGUGAAUGUACUGACAAGUCUAUUGCAGGCAGAGGUGCAUGAGAAUAACCCUUCCUUCUCCUCAAAAAAUUUCCCUGUGUGCUGGAUUUGUACUGUUUCUAGCAAACUAAGUGGUUGAUGAGAGCAGCUUUACAUUCCAUGUUGAAAGAAUUUUGUUAGAUAGAGAAAAAGGUGUCUUUGAAAACAAUGUCUCUACUUUAGUGAGCUCAGCCAAGGAAGCCCCAGUGCUGAAAUGUUAGAUAAGGGCUUAAAUCCCAUUGCUGGGAUCUGUUUGAAGUCAGACCUGGACCUGUGUUUCACACACCACACAGUGUGAUUUCAGCCCACCUAAUUUCACUUCUUUGGUGCUUCUGAAUUUUAAAACCCUCCCAGUUCUGAUGUGAUUCUGUGCCACCUGGAUGAGGAACUCAUGGUAGGGAAGAAGAGCAUGGCAGGGCAAUAGCAAUAAUGACUCAGUGCAAUACUCAGUGGAGGCAGAGAGUUCUUGAGUUUAUUGAGCAGGGUCUUCCUUCAUGGGGUUGAAAUCCCUUAAAAGCUCCCAAAUGGCAUUGCAACUUCUGUCUAGUGUCCUUUUUUUCCUUGGAGCUCUGAUUACUCACAUCAUCCCUGCUGAAACUGAGUCAGUAACCAUGGAAAAGGAAAUAUCCUGAGAAGGCAAUAGCACUGGUCUCCAGUGAGUCAUGGAUGAAAUAAUGUCUGUCUGCUGGAAGGUUUCUCCCUACACCUGGGUUAUUUCUGUGCCUUAUACUUGCUAAAGGUAACUUGUCUCUGGAAGGUUUGUGGUGACUAUACAGUUCUUGCUGAUCUUUAACUUGGAGAGUUUUGCAAGGGGAUAACAGUUCAGAGUUCAGAGCGUGCCAGAUUUUGACAUUAUUAUUUGCUCUCUUGAUUUCUCUGAUGAUCACCACUUCUCUCUUCCUAAAUACGCAGAAAGGAAUUGCACAGGGGCUUCCCUGUAUUUUAACAAAUCACAUUGACUAAUGUGUCAGUUCUCUACAGGCAGAAUCCAGAACACUUGCAGCAGCAAGGUCUCACCUCUUACACCAGAACACAUUUACAUUUUUUGUUUUCUUUUGCCCGUGGCUGUGCAACAGAACAGUUCUCUCUUUACUGUGUUCAUGUUGGCCAAACUGCUAAUGGACUUCUCAGUUCCCUCACACAAUUCGAGUACCACUGGGCUCUGCAGGCAACAUCUGCCAUGGCACAAUUAUGACCUAGAAUAUUUUGCUGUAUUUCAACCAUGGAAGCUGUAGUAGAGGAGACUCUGCUCGAGUUACCUGUUCCCAAAGCUACACCAAUGCAAUGAUCUCCACCCACAGCUGGAGGGAGAUACGGGUUUUUAAACAGUGCAGAUGCAGCCUUAGUAUUGCCACCACUAUGUCUUCAGCCUUUAGAUUGCAGUGAGAGGUUGCAGGAGGGUGGAUUACCCUGGUAAAGGCAGGACUGCUGCAUGUACAGGACAGUAAGAAAUAAUGGCAAGCCUUCUGCAAUAACUCGUAAUUCCACUGAUCAGUAGUAAAUGAUGUACAAAUAAAACUUGAUGAAAUGUAUUUUAUGUGAAGAAAAAAAAUAAUGCAAGAACUGUAUAUUGUAUUAGCAGCUUUGUGUAUAAAAUGGCAUUUUGGCAAUCAGAGUCUAAUAUAUUUAAAACUUUUUUUAAAAAAAGGAUAUUUGAUAUUGUAUGGAAUUGACUUUAUUGCUACUGUAAGUAUGAAGAUGGUUUCUUAACAUGUUGAAGCAAUGCAUAAAAUCUUAAACUUUAUGUAAAACUCAUGCCAAAAGCGUGUUUGACAGUAUUAGCACCUGACUCAGUGUCUUUAAUAGAGAGAUUGAAUUUUUUAAUUUAAAAAUUAUAUUAAAUUUCUUUUAAUAAUACAAA